This is a messenger RNA of Pseudonaja textilis, 1524 nucleotides long. The record is from RefSeq and is a predicted model, not a curated record. Lineage: Eukaryota; Metazoa; Chordata; Lepidosauria; Squamata; Elapidae.
AUGAAUCGAAAGAUUCUUUUAACGCUACAAUCACUAAUGUUAGCCAUAAACAUGUCUCUCAUUAGUUAUAUCCCUAUUUAUUGGCAUGACAUUGUCUCCUAUGCCAGCAGAAAAGCAGCAAAAAACUGGAGGCCUUUUAAAUCUCAAUUCAGUGUUAAAGUGGAAUGUUCUUGCAAUAAAUUAAUGCACAAUUUCCACUACUUACCAAAAUCUUUGCAUCGUAUUGAUUUAAGCAACUGCAACUUACAAGGAAUAGCUCGCCCUAAUCUUUUUCCAAAUGUAACUGUGUUUAAAAUUCAAAACAAUAACAUAAAAAAAAUAUCAUAUUUCCCAGAUUCAUUAGAGGAAUGUGAUGUUAGUAAAAAUAAAAUAAGUAGAUUCACUUUCCAUGGGGAGGGGCAAAAUUUAAAACUACUCAAUCUUUCUAGAAAUCUUUUAAAGCGACUGAAUGUGAAUAAUUCCUAUCUUUCCCUAAAUAAUCUGGAUGUAAGCUGUAAUUUAAUUACAGAUCUGCUGGGUGACAUGGGAACAUUUAUGCCUGAACUGAAAUAUUUGAAUCUGUCAGAAAAUAAGAUAUUUUUUCUUCAGCCUGGAUAUUUCCCUAAAUCAUUGGUUGAGUUGGAUAUCAGCAACAAUGCCAUUGCCAUCCUUAUGAAAGAAACGUUUGUCCAUUUGACAAACCUGAAAAUUUUAACUGUUCAAGGGAAACAUUUUUUCUGUAACUGUGAAUUAUACUGGUUUACAAAUACAUACCUUGCUAAUCCACAAAUGCAAAUAAAUGGCCAAGAAAGCCUUUUCUGUGGUUUUCCAAAGAAAAUGAGAGGUCUUUUGUUGCAAAACAGUAGUCUAACAAUGUUGCAUUGUUCUCUUGGUCUUCAAAUCGGAAUUACUGUCAUUGUGGUCAUUUUGAUUAUGUCCAUCAUAUCUGUAUUAUGCUGGCAUUUUGAUGGUCCAUGGUACUUGAAGAUGGGCUGGUAUUGGUGCAAGGCUAAAAGGAAACAAUAUGAGAAGAGACCAGAACACAAAAUAUACGAUGCUUUCAUUUCAUACAGUGAAAAUGAUGCAUCCUGGAUCAAAGAAACUCUAUUAAAAAACCUGGAAGGCAGGGGCUUUAAAGUAUGUUAUCAUGAAAGGGAUUUCAUGCCAGGGCAUCCAGUUCUUGGGAACAUUUUUUACUGUAUCGAGAAUAGCCAUAAAGUUCUUUUUGUGCUAUCACCCAGGUUUGUCCACAGUUGUUGGUGCCAGUAUGAGCUGUACUUUGCUGAACACCGGGUUCUCACUGAAAAUCAGGAUUCCCUCAUCAUGGUUGUACUGGAAGAUCUGCCAACCAACAGCAUUCCAAAAAAAUUCAGCAAGCUUAGAAAACUAUUAAAAAGGAAAACCUACUUGAAAUGGAGUCCUGAAGAACACAAACAAAAACUUUUCUGGCACCAGUUGACUGCUGUGUUGAAAACUAUAAAUGAGCCGAUACUAAGAACACAGAGAAAAAGCUGCAUCAGGAAGCAGACAGAUGAAACUGAAUGA